GUAAAGCAAAACAGAUGCCACCUCAGAUCAGCGACAGAAAGGACGUCAACAGGCUGAGAGGAGUCUGAUUGCCUGAGGAGACUGAAAAGAAAGGCACAAACAACAACGACAUACCUAGACGGCCCUAGUUUGUAAGCCCCAUAUUAAGUCUAGUCAUUACCUCGAUCCGGAUAUUCAAUUUAAAACCAGCGUUUCUCACACAUACAAGGUCAGCUCAGCAGGUGGCAGACAUCGCUAUGGCACAGGAGACCAAUCAGAGCCCGGUUCCUAUGCUCUGUCCCACUGGCUGUGGUUUCUAUGGCAACCCUAGGACUAAUGGCAUGUGUUCUGUGUGCCACAAGGAGCACCUGUCAAGACAGAACAAUGGAGGAGUCAGCACUUUGAGUCCCGUUGGCAGCAGCAGCGGGCCCACAGCUGAGGCGUCUGCUAUCCAGAGGUUAGAGGCCACUUUGAAUAAUGCUGCAGCUGCUGCAGUUGCUGCUGCAGAGGUGGCAGCCGAGGCCGCCGCUUCUGCUGAGGCUGCAGCUGCUGAGGCUUUCAGUGGGGUUUCAACAGCCAUUUCCGUAACACAACAGAUGACUGAGAUGAGUCUGUCCUCUGAAGAGACGGGAGCAUCAGGAAGCAAAGUAGAGCUCACAGAUCCUGUGUUGGUUCAGCCCUCAUCCUCAUCCUCCCAUCCUUCCACUGCUGGCAGUGAAGAAUCUAAAGCCCCAGAGCCCCCCAAACCCAAGAAGAAUCGCUGUUUUAUGUGCCGUAAAAAGGUUGGCCUUACAGGUUUUGACUGCCGCUGUGGGAAUCUGUUCUGUGGAAUUCACCGUUACUCUGAUAAACACAACUGUCCGUACGACUACAAAACUGAAGCUGCUGACAAAAUCCGUAAAGAAAACCCUGUGGUUGUUGCUGACAAAAUCCAGAGAAUAUGAAGAGGACACUCGGCUAAACUUUGAACACUGGGAGGAAUCUAACUUACAGAAUGGACUUGAGCCUGACCCUCAUCCUAAAGGAUCUUUCUUUUUUCCCUUUGAUUGUUUCGGGACUUUUCCCCCUGGUGCAUGAGAGUCCACUUUCAUAUCUUCAGCUUUUAUUCUUGUUUGCGUGCGAGUGUAAAACAUUUGAAAGGUUGUAUUGAACAAACAACAUGUAUGUGAGAACAGAAGAAGUGACUGAGGGGGAUUUCCUAAAAAAAGAUGUUAUCCUUUAAUAUAAAUGCUGUUGAGGUCUAUUUUGUGAUCCUCCUGAGGUCUUUUGAACUCUGCCUGGGAGGAGCUCGGACACUUUGAGCCUGUUUGGACUCUCUGACUGUUACUGCUGUUGGCUGAUUGUGCCGUGUCAGCCAUGCUUGCUCUCUGCUGGCUUGAGUAGCAAAAAUUUAUUUUUCCUUUUCUUUUCUCAGCCAUGGUCUAGCCCUAUGUGCUCAUUCGACUUUACAUCUUGUGAAGUUUUUAUCAACCUGAAAAGCUUCUGUGUGCCGUUGGGAUCUCAACCACGCUGGUUCCCUUACAGACUUUGUGAAGAGACUUUGUCGCUGGCUCUUUGUCGCUGGCCCUGAAUCCUUUCUCCUGGCUUUGUUUGCAGCACCAGAAUCACAACCUGGUUUACUUGUUUUCUCAUCCUGUUGAUCCAGUCUGAAUGCUGUGACUCGCUAUGCGCCCUUGAUCUGGACUGCAGGCUCGUGAACUUCCUGCUUUGUUGGUCUUUUAACCCAUCCACUGAAGUUUGUUAACAUUUGUUCCAUGUUAGUUUUUGUUUUCCAGAGAAGUGGUGUGUAUGGUGUGUUGUAUGACAAGUAGCUCAGACUUGUAUUGAUUUAUUUGCCUUUGGAAGGGUUUAGCUCCACUAACUUUAUCAUCUUUUACUUCACUGUUGAAUGUUUUCCUUCAUUUUUAAUGUGAGAUGACAAAUUCACAACGUUGGGAGUGUUGGACUGUUGCAUCAAAAACACGUGUGAGUGUGUGAGAGUUGUGUUCGAGCUAAUGUGUGUGGCUAAUGGUUGUGUUGCCGCAGUGACUUAGUGAGAUGUGGUCAUAGGUUAUUAAUAAUUUUCAGUCCGGCUGCUUAAUCAGUUUGUUUUGUUUUUUACCCUUUAGUUAUGCAAGUUUGUACAAACAUCUUUAUUUAUAUUCUGCAGUGCGCAUAAUCCUUCAAUAAAACAGAAGUAAUUGUA
Messenger RNA from Cheilinus undulatus (humphead wrasse), 2164 nucleotides. RefSeq names its product AN1-type zinc finger protein 5-like. The record is from RefSeq and is a predicted model, not a curated record. The transcript is spliced from 6 exons. The coding region runs from base 237 to 923 and encodes 228 amino acids. NCBI's taxonomy places the organism in Eukaryota, Metazoa, Chordata, Actinopteri, Labriformes, Labridae. Gene Ontology annotation, molecular function: DNA binding; zinc ion binding.